Molecule: messenger RNA, 1228 nt
Organism: Cucurbita moschata (crookneck pumpkin)
Lineage: Eukaryota; Viridiplantae; Streptophyta; Magnoliopsida; Cucurbitales; Cucurbitaceae
Exons: 4
Coding region: 81-1010 (309 amino acids)
Source: RefSeq, a predicted model, not a curated record
UUAAAAUUCCAAAGCGAUGAUAAACUGGCGAAGGCUCUUCAAUCCUUUCUCGUAGAUUCAGCCAAUCCGAUUUCACUGCCAUGGGAGGAGGAGAAUUCGUUAGGGCAGCGGCGAAGAUGGCCAGCGCCGGUAACGCCGGUUUCCGAGGUGCAUCGACGGUGCCUCAGUUCGGGAAAUUGCUUCGCGGCUCAUCGAGGCCGGUGUCGGUUUCCGUCGGAUCGUCUUCUCCGGUGUCGUCGGCGAAGGCCACCGCUGGCGCUGAAGUGGAGGUUCUGCAGAAACCGAUGUGGGAGAUUGAUGACUGGGAAUUCGCCAAUUUCGAAGACGAUUUGGCCAUGGAGGCCGCUGGACCUAAACCGAGAAUUGUGUUCGGGAACGUUCCGAGUUUCGAAGAGGCGAAGGAAGCUACGACGGAGGUUAAGGAGGCUUUGGAUAAGGUAUACUUGUCUUCUUCACCAGAAUCUUGUGGAUUGAAUCUGAUUGUAUCUUCAAACAGUAAACUAGUGCCCGAGUCUUGUUCAUCUAUUCAGACAAGUCCACAGACUUCGGUGCCUCAGCACGCAAUUCAGGCAUUUAGGCUGCUCAAGGAAAGUGCUGAAGCUCAGACUGUUGUUGCCUCAAUUGCCUCUGACCCAAAUGUCUGGAAUGCAAUGUUGGGCAAUGAAGCGCUUAAGAGCUUCUUGCAAUCAUAUCAGACCAACAAAGCACUUGAGUAUCAAGAAUUAUCUGCGAAGCUUGAAGAGUCUCCAGAAGUAAGCUUUGUCGAGGAGUCGAAAAACGAAUCGAGUAAUGUCUUUCACGAGACACUAGAAUACAUUAAAACAUCAAUCGACGACAUGCUGGCUACAGCAUCCAUUUUUCUUCAGAAAAUAUUCGGAUCCUCACCAUCUGAAGUUUCUGGAAAUGACAAAGCAACCUCUGGAUACUCCACUGCAGAGAUUGCCAUGGGAUCAUCAAUCAUGGGACUGGUUAUUGUUGUCAUUGCCGCACUGGUUGCGAAACGAAACUAGAUGUCUAAAUAUGGUGUUGUAAUCUGUCGACAUUUCGGUCUUUGAAUCUCUUAAAACUGUUCUACUGAUCUUAGACAUAUUACUCGGUUUCUUCGAACCAUACAAGACAAAAGGAAUAGUUGUAAUUAUUAGCUAUUUCACCUUUGUUUUUGGUUAUUAUUGUUGAUUGUUACAGAACAUAUGGGGAAUUCUAUUAUAUAUAACGUUUAUAUAGCAAA